Aspergillus melleus is the source of this 2121-nucleotide messenger RNA. Its product is annotated as putative chitin synthase activator (Chs3). The coding region runs from base 1 to 2121 and encodes 706 amino acids. Lineage: Eukaryota; Fungi; Ascomycota; Eurotiomycetes; Eurotiales; Aspergillaceae. Gene Ontology annotation, molecular function: protein binding. The transcript is spliced from 4 exons. The record is from RefSeq and is a predicted model, not a curated record.
AUGCCUGAAGUCCCGGAGACGAUGCAGGACAAUAUUGCCCACCUCGAGCAUGAGGCCCGAAACCCUCACCGCAGUCAACACGCUCCUUCCCCCGCUCAAUAUGAUCGAUCGCGUUUCCCCGAGCGAACUUCCUCUGCUGCCGUAGUCCAAGGUCAGCCUGUUCCUUCCGGCUACGAAGCCGCCCACUACGAGCAGUCCGCCGUCUACGACAACAUGGAAUCCCCCAACUUCUCCCCGUUCCCCGUCCUUCGCAACCCCCCGCCAAAUGUGCCCCCUACCGACGAGCAGAAAGAGGCCAGCUUGGAGAAGGCCCGGAUGCCGGUGCUCUCUUCAAAUGACCCCGAGAUGCAACUAGCCUGGGCUCAGGAUGCUCUGGCUUAUGUCGAGGCCGCCACCCAGAAUGAAGCCCGCCUGUCUUUGAUCCAGCCGCCGCGUCCGCAAACGCCCCAGGUGGAGCGUCAGCUCAAGGUCGAUGCCAUGAAUAUCGUGAACUUUUUGGCCGACCAGUUCCACCCCAAGGCCGAAUUCAUCAAGGGCAUGUGGUUGGAGUUCGGCAAAUUCGGUUUCCGCGUUGACAAGAAAGAGGCAUUCCGCGCCUACUCGAGGGCCGCGGAGAAAGGAUACGCGAGGGCUGAAUACCGCAUUGGAAUGCAGUUUGAAAGCUCCGGGGAGCCGGAGAAGGCCAUUCGUCACUACGAGAAAGGCGUCGCCCUGGCAGACUCUGCCUCCUUCUACCGUCUAGGAAUGAUGAUCCUUCUGGGCCAACAUGGGCAGCGCCAGGACUACCAAACGGGUCUGGAAUAUAUCAACCUUGCCGCGCAAUCUUGCGACGAGAAUGCCCCUCAAGGCGCCUACGUUUACGGCAUGCUUUUGGCGCGAGAGUUGCCCCAGGUGAACGUCCCCGAGAGCUACCUACCCCUCGACCUAAAUGCCGCGCGGGUCAACAUCGAGAAAGCCGCCUAUCACGGGUUCGCCAAAGCACAGGUCAAAAUGGGCGCCGCUUACGAACUAUGCCAACUUGGCUGCGAUUUCAACCCCGCCCUGUCUCUACACUACAACGCGUUGGCCGCCCGCCAGGGGGAACCGGAAGCUGAAAUGGCAAUCAGUAAAUGGUUUCUUUGCGGGCACGAGGGCGUCUUUGACAAGAACGACGAGCUGGCCUUUACGUAUGCCCAGCGCGCCGCUCAGAGUGGCUUUCCCACCGCCGAGUUUGCUCUGGGCUACUUCUACGAAGUCGGCAUCUACGUUCCGUCGGACAUCAAGGAAGCGAGAAGCUGGUAUGCCAAGGCCGCAGCAAACGGCAACAAAGACGCAACGGGCCGGAUCGACAGCAUUUCGCGCUCGAAGACGCUGUCGCGGAAAGAUCAUGAACAAGUUGCGAUCGCCCGGAUCAAAUCCCGCUAUGGCUCCCAUCAGCGAGGUGAUUCCGUGCAAUCCACUCAGGAGAACAUUGAGAUGCCCGAUCCGUCUCGAAUGAGCCUUUCGGACAGUGGCGCGCCGGCGAAUGCUCCCUAUCCGGACAGACCGUCGUCUCGCGCCCGGCCAGUGUACCCGCCCGGUUACGGCAUGCCCGACCCACGACCGAGUUCGGCCUUUGGCAUCAACCCCAACAUUCGCUCCAAUGCAGCAGCGCCCAACUACAACCGUGCCGCGUCGUAUGGACCUGGGCCCAUGGGCUACCGAUCUCCCGCGCCCGGGACUUCGAGCGCGGGGCCAACCAGCCCCGUGUCCGCGGCCCCUAAGCUGGAUAUCGGAUACUCGGCGCCUCUGGAGUCCGCCAAUGCUGAUGCUCGCAGGCGUCCCCAGCGGCUUGAUAAUAUGCCAGACCCCAGGCAGGCGAGAACACCCGUCUCUCCUCCCCAAGGCGGUCCGGUGGGCUCUCCACGGCCCAGCAUGGCCUCGCCCUCGUCAACAAAUUUCCCUCCCCGUACCGAAUCCAUGCAGCCUUCCAGCGCGCCGGCUACCCCCAAGCCUCCUGCAUCUUCUUCAAGCUCGACUAGCCAACAGCCCGCCGCGCCGCCGGCCAAACCGCCGGCUCCCAAAGUGGGCAAAGGACCGAAAACUUUCGAGGAAAUGGGAGUUCCAACCGUUCAGAAAGACAACGAUUGCAUUGUGAUGUGA